Tinamus guttatus (white-throated tinamou) is the source of this 876-nucleotide messenger RNA. The record is from RefSeq and is a predicted model, not a curated record. Lineage: Eukaryota; Metazoa; Chordata; Aves; Tinamiformes; Tinamidae.
AUGUUAGAUUCUGAAGAAGCACCUGCAUUUAUCAACCGCCGCGGGUACGUGGAGUACAGCGGCAUUUUUGCUAGGCCCUUACAGGACAGUGUGCUGGAAUGGGUAGCCGAAGUCCAAGGCCUCAAGGAUUCGCUUUGGGAAGGGGCUGUGCUUCAGCUGUCACUGACAUACAGUGAAAAUUACAACGAUGUCCCUCCAACUGUUAGGUUCAACACUAUUCCCUUCCAUCCCAAUGUGGAUCAGUACUCUGGAAGGCCGUGUAUAGACUUCCUUGACAACCCUGAGGAGUGGAAAGAAAAGUUAACAAUAAGCAACAUUUUACUUGCUAUUCAGGUGAUGCUUUCAAACCCAGUAACAGAAAAUGCAGUGAAUGCAGAAGCAGCAGAAAUGCUGAAAAAUGACAUGCCUCUUUAUAGGCAAAUGGUUAUGCAGUGUGUUAGAAAUAGCCUGCAUCCUGAAGAACUUCCUCAUACUGAGAAAGAUCAUGUUUCUUCUUUGAAGUUUUACCAGCCAACUGAAGGAUCUUCUGUGGACUUUGCUAGUUAUUUUUAUAGAAACAGGAGUAAUAAGAAUGAGAUAACGCAGAGCUUUCGGAGGGCGCCAAGGCAGGCGGUGCUGGCCGGCCGCAAGCAGCAGACCAGAGUCUUGUGCGAGUUCGCCAGGUUUUUGGCGGAGGCCACUCCCUUGUUCUGUAUUUAUGUUUUCAGAGGGAUUAAGAGAAUUUCGUUUGAAGAUUACCACAGGACAUGGUCUAAAAUAGCUACAUCAAAAGCAAGAGAUCACUUUAGAGACUCAUUUAUUGCAGAUCCCGAAUUCAUAGGGAACUGGAAGGCAAAAAAUGAGAAAGGAACUGCAGAUUCAGAUGAGGAUACGUAA